AUGGAGUCGAAAAGGAAAACACGCCGGCUAAAACGGAGAGGCGCUGGUAUAAACAGGCAGCGACAGCUGGAGCAGCAAAAGGAGGAUGAGUUAUUCGGAGAGUGGACAUGGGAAGACGUGUUGGAUGGUAAAGGUUGUUACACUUGGGAGGAGAUAUUGGCCGGAAGAGAUCGCCUCCCAUGGGAACAGGUGGAGGCACUAAGGAGAGCCGAGGCAGCCGGAGAUAGGAGCCGACGAUACGAGGGAACGCGGUUGGCAAGGAAGCUCGUGACAGCGACAGAUGCGGACGGUGGCUCCUUCGGCUCCAUCAGCUACUCUCUGGGGUCAGGCAUCAACAGUGCUGUCCCCUCCCAGUUCUCUGUAGGGAAGGAGACAGGACAGAUCUGUACCAACGUGGCUCUGGACAGGGAUCAGGGACCAACCAGCUACGACUUUACCGUCACCGCCGUGGACGGGGGCGGUCUGAACUCUGUGGCCUACGUCAGGGUGGACCUGCUGGACAUCAAUGACAACAGACCAGUCUUCUACCCUGUGAGCUACGCCGUCAGCCUUAGCUCCCAGAGUGCUCCUGGCACUUCUGUUGUCAAGGUUACGGCCCUUGACCCCGACACUGGGGAGAACGGGAGGGUCACGUACCGAACCGUCCCCAGGGGCAACUCCCCCUUCUUCACCCUCAACAAAGACACAGGUGUGAUCUCCCUGUCCCGGUCGCUGCAUGGCAAGGCCAACACGGUGAUCCCCAUGGUGGUUUCAGCCCAGGACGGAGGGGGUUUGGCAGCACUGGUCAACGCCCGGGUCAACAUCAGUGUGGUGGCAGGCCUGGUGGCGCCCCCUGUGUUCGAACACAGCCAGUACAGCUUCACUGUAUCUGAAAACGUACUGCGAGGGACUGAGGUUGGCAUCGUACAGGCCAUCAGUAAGAACGGCGGCCCCAGUAAGGACAUCCUGUACACCAUCUCCUCUGGAGACCCUGCUGGCUACUUCACUGUGGACCCAGAGAGUGGUGCCCUGCGGACCAGCCUUCCUCUGGACCACGAGGCCCAGCCCUCUCUAACUCUGGAGCUCCAGGCUCGUAGCGGCAGCCCCCCUGCCUUCGGUCAGACCCACGUCCACAUCACCAUCCAGGACAUCAACGACAACGCUCCUGUCUUCAUGCCCUCCUCUUCUGAGUCUCUCCUCCUCCCGGAGCACACAGAGAUAGGGACCGUGGUCUACAGAGUCCAGGCCAAAGACCGGGACUCCGGCCUCAACGGCCAGAUGACCUUUGAUCUUUCCUCCACCGCGACCUCAAUCGGAGGUCAAAGAACCUUUUCCAUGGAGCGCAGCACAGGGGAGAUCCGGCUGGUUGGCGGGCUGUCAUACGACGUAACGCCGCGUUACGACCUGACGGUGACAGCUAAAGAUGGCGGCGCGCCGCAGCUAAGCUCUACCAUGAUGCUGGUGGUGCACGUCCAGGCGGAGAACGACCACGGUCCCGUGUUCGACACCCUGACCUACCGCGUGGAGCUGAGGGAGAACACGCCGCUCAGCACACGCUUCCUACAGGUGCGAGCUCUGAGCCUGGACACCACGGGUUCAGGCUCCUCCUCUCCACUGGCGUACUACCUGAGACCUGACGGAGACGCAGCAGGGUUUGGCAUUGCAGCAGACAGCGGCUGGCUGUUUGUGAAGAGCGCCCUGGACAGAGAGGUGAAGGACAUGUACAUGUUGAUGGUUCUGGCCACGUCGGGCCACGGACAGCUGACGAAGACGGGCAGUGCCACGGUGAGGGUGUCGGUGACCGAUGAAAACGACAACUCACCUCGUUUGACACAGGAGAGGGCUUUCCUGGCCGUGAGAGAGAACCUUCCGGCGGGGUCAGGGUUCGGACGGGUUUCGGCUAUGGAUCGCGACUCAGGGCUCAACGGCAGGCUCAGUUACAGACUCCUACACCCAGACAGAAGCUUCCAGAUCAACUCACACACAGGUGAGAUCAGUACCCGUGUAGGUCUGGACAGGGAGCAGCAGAGUAGUUACCAGGUGUUGUUGGUGGUCCAGGAUGGAGGUACUCCCCCACGCAGCGCUACAGGGACAGCCUUCAUUACCGUCCUGGAUGAGAACGACAACACUCCCUCCUUCAGACACAGCCAGCCUGGCAGAGGACUGACCAUGCAGGUGAUGGAGGGCCAGGCAUCAGGUCUACUGCUGGGGAAAGUACAGGCCAAAGACCCUGAUGAGGGAGAGAACGGCACGGUGUACUACUCCAUGUCAGGUCCCAGAGCAGAGCGUUUCUCUUUGAACCCGACUACAGGUGAACUGCGUUCCUCCUCUCCUCUGAGUCAUUCUGACAGAGCUGAGUACAGCUUCACUGUGACUGCCACUGACCGAGGCCAGCCAUCUCACAGCGCUACCUGUUCACUACACAUACAGGUCCUGAGUGCGAGCAGAGCUCCUUCCAAAGCCAACUCCCUCUCCAUAUACUUAAACUCCAUCGAGGAGGCCAAACCGGGCUCUGUGAUUGGCUCUGUGAAGUCACAUGACAGCUUAGAGCUCCCUGAGGCUGGUCAGGUGACCUAUACGGUGGUGGGCGGGUCAGACCGAGACGGAACGUUCAUGGUGGACCGUCAGACAGGUGACGUGUACCUGGCGAGGGAGCUGGACUACGAGCGAUCUGCCCGCUACACACUACAGAUAGAGGUGGACGACUUCUCCAUGACAUUACCCAGCAGCCACCUGGUGCAGCUGGACAUCGAGGUGAAGGACAGCAACGACCACGCACCCUACUUCCCGGAGGACCCCGUUACCAUGGUGAUACCUGAGAACAUGGAGCCUGGGGCGUCCAUCUACACCUUCCAGGCCUCGGACCAGGAUGGAUCAGGACCCAACAGCCUGCUGACCUACUCCAUCCUGCACCAGUACCCUGACCUCCCUGACAUCCUGACCCUUCACCCUUCCACUGGCGUCCUGACCCUGGCGCAGGAACUGGACCAUGAGGUUACUUCCUCCCUCAUCCUGGUCAUACAGGCGACAGACUCCGCCCUGAACGGCAGCCAGCGGCGCUGGGGCUCCGUGACAGCGAGGGUGUUUGUGACAGACGAGAACGACAACGCUCCAGUGUUUAGCUCGCCUUCCGCGGUCAGUGUCAUGGAGGACCAGCCUGUGGGCUUCGUGGUUCUCUACGUUGUGGCGCGAGAUGCCGACCAGGGGGAGAACAGACGGGUCAGCUACUUCAUCGAGACUGGCAAUGCUGGAGGGACGUUCAGCCUCAACCGUAAUACUGGUUCUCUGUCUAUCCUGAAGCCCAUCGACCGGGAGGAGCAGGUCCUGUUCAACCUGACCAUCGUAGCCCAGGACCACGGGGUACCAGCACUCUCAUCCAGCCAGCUGCUGUCUGUCCAGGUCAUCGACGUGAACGACCAGGUGCCCUGGUUCCAGGAGAACCAGUACCAAGCCCAGAUUACAGAGAACCAGCCUGCAGGAACCACUGUUCUGGUGGUGUCAGCCUCCGACCUGGACCAAGGUACCAAUGGCCAGGUGACAUAUGGAGGCAUCUCUGAUGAGGGUUUCAGCAUUCACCCAGCUACAGGUGUUAUAACCACCACUAAAGCCCUGGACAGAGAGGCACAGGAACAAUACACACUGACAGUGUAUGCCCGAGACGGUGGCAUGCCUCCUAACUUUGCCCGGGCGUCAGUGAGGAUCCGGAUGUUGGAUGAGAAUGACAACGCCCCAACGUUCAGUAGACUGUACUACAGUCUGGAGGUGCCUGAGAACAUGGAGGCUGUUGAGCUGUUCACCCUCAGAGCUACGGACCUGGACACUGGGGACAGCGGAGAGAUGACCUACAAGAUCACAGCAGGCGACCCAUCAGGUGACUUCCGUGUGGACAGGAAGUCAGGUGUUCUCUCCACCUCCAGACCGCUGGACAGGGAACGUAGGGCCAGGUACAGUCUGACAGUGACAGCCCUUGACGGGGGCUCUCCGGCCCUGAGCAGCACGGCCACUGUAGAGGUCACUCUCCUGGACGUCAACGACCACAGCCCCCAGUUCACCAGCUCCAGCUACACCGCUGACCUCUCUGAGGAUGCUCCUAUUGGCUCCCUGGUGCUGGAGGUCUCUGCUACUGACCUGGACCAAGGGUCUAACAGCCAGGUGCUGUACUUCCUGUUGCGCGGUUCCCAGGGCAUGUUCAUCAUUGACCAGCACACGGGACAUGUCAUCACCGCCGCGCCGCUCGACCGGGAACGAACUGCGUCGUACACUUUCGAUGUCUGUGCCACAGACUCGUCCCCCGCCAGCCCACGCAACUCCACCGCCACGGUCACCGUGUAUGUACAGGACGUGAACGACAAUGCUCCAUUCUUCAUCCAGGAUCCCCUGGUUAUCAACAUCUCUGCCUCCAGUGUCUCCUCCCACCGCGUCCUGGCCACCAUGCGGGCAGAGGACCGUGACUUUGGGGCCAACGGCUCAGUGUUCUACCGCUUCGCCAGCCCUGUCCGGGGCUUCACCAUUAACUCUCUGACCGGGGACAUACAGGCUACAGAGAAGCUGCAGGGACUGACCCAGGGCCAGAGGACUCUGAUUGUAGAGGCUAUGGACCAGGGCAGCCCAGCCCAGUCCUCUCUAGGUGUGGUGGUCAUCUACAUCAGAGAACAGACCUACAGGGGGAUCCGCUUCUCACGCCACGCUAGAGAUGUCAGUCUGCAGGAGAACGCUGCCAAAGGUACCACCGUGGUGCAGACUCAGGCCCAGUACCCUGAUGGAUCCCGUAGUGGGAUCAGUUACAGCAUCUUCAGUGGCAACACCCUACUCUCCUUUGGAAUCAGCUCCUCCACUGGUGAGAUCUGGGUACAGAGCUCCAUGGGGCUGGAUUAUGAGGAGUCCCCUAGACUCCGCCUAGUGGUGAAGGCUGAAACUGCAUCCUCCAGUUCCUUCAUGGCGGUCAACCUGAUCCUUCAGGACGUCAAUGACAACCUGCCGCGCUUCCAGCUGCAGAACUAUGUAGCCUACAUACGAGAGGCACAGGGAUAUCAUUUUCCUAUCAUACAGGUGGUGGCUGAUGACCUAGACCAGGGCCAGAAUGGUCAGGUGACCUACAGCCUGAGGUCGUCGUCUCUCAGCGGCCUGUUCAAGAUCGACUCGCUGACCGGAAGCAUCACCACCGCCGCUAUCAUGGACCGAGAGAUCUGGACACAAACCAAGCUGGUUGUUACGGCGACGGACCGGGGCACACCACGAUUGGCCGGCUCGGCGACCCUCACGGUGAUCAUCGUGGACCUCAACGACAACAGUCCUACAAUCCCUCUGCCGCGUGAGAUCAGAGUACCAGAGAACACUCCGGUUGGCUCGGUAAUAACCCAGGUGACAGGAAAUGACGUGGACUCAGGCCCCGCCCUGUCCUACACCCUCCACCUGGACCUGUCUUCCCAGGGCGUAUUUGGGAUCCACCGCUACGGGGGCGGGGUGUCUCUGACCGCCCCUCUGGACUACGAGGAGAAGACCUGGUACACGCUGACUGUCAGGGCUACUGACUCCAAACACCAGACUGAAGCUAACCUCACCAUACUGGUGGAGGAUGUCAAUGAUAACGCUCCUACGUUCACACAGGAUCUUUACCAGAUGACUCUGGCAGAGCACUCCCCAGCUGGCAGUGCAGUUGUCACUGUGACAGCCACGGACCGCGACUCUGGGGAGAACGGCCGCGUCACCUACAGAGUGAUGUCAUCAACCCGGGACAUCUUCUACAUCGACCCCAGCAAUGGUACCCUGUUCAUCACCCAGCAGGCAGAGUUUGACUCUGAAAACCCUUCUAUCCUGGUGGUAAUAGAGUCCAGAGACAUGGGAACACCAGCCCUCUCCUCCAUCGCUACUGUACAGGUCCAGGUGACUGACGUCAAUGACAACGCGCCCGUCUUCCACCAAUCAGAGUACAGAGCCACGGUGUCGGAGGAUGGCCUUCCGGGCGCCACCAUCCUGACCCUGGAGGCGACCGACGGCGACGCGUCACGCGACAACUGCGGCUUCGACUUCACCAUAGCCAGCGGAAACUCAGGCAAUGCCUUCCAAAUCGAGAGCAGCGUACGCUUCCUGGAAGGACGGGGCUUCCAGACGGUAGGCAGCGUGGUAUUGACCGGUGAGGGGCUGGACUUCGAGGCAGUGUCUAGUUACAACCUGACCGUGGUCGUGUCGGACCGUGGCGUGCCCCAGAGGAGCUCGGCUGUCUCUGCGCUGAUCAGUGUGACGGAUACUAAUGACAACCCUCCGGCGUUCAGCAGGGCAGAGUACAGUGUGGUGCUGAGUGAAGGAACAGCCGCAGGGACUGAAGUCCUCAGCCUGUCUGCAACAGACCCAGACUCCUCGGCAGUAGGGAAGGUGCAGUACCUGAUCAGCUCUGGGGAUGAGACGGGUAUGUUCCAGGUAGACCGCUGGACCGGAGCCCUGAGGCUGCAGAGACCACUGGAAAAUGAGAGACAGGCAUCCCAUGUGAUCAUUGUGCAGGCGUCAGAUGGACAGGGUCACUAUGCGCUGGCUCCAGUCACUGUGGAGGUGAAGGACAUUAAUGACAACAGACCUUACUUCCCCCUGCCUGUCCUCACCGCCAGCAUCAGAGAGAACCAGCCUCACAACACCCUUGUCACCAUGCUGCACGCCAUCGACCAGGACACGGGAGUCUUCGGACAGCUGAGGUACUACAUGUUGGACAAGACUGGAGAGGGGAAAGACGCCUUCCUGGUCAACCAGACGUCAGGCGAGGUCCGGACUCGCUUCACCUUCGACUUUGAGAAAGUCAACUUGUUCAACUUUGUAGCUCUGGCCAUGGACGCAGGGAACUUCUCUGCCACGGUGACCGUCCAGGUGUACGUGACAGGGGAGGAUGAGUACGACCCUGUGUUCUCCGACCCAGAGUUCUCCUUCUUAGUUCCUGAGGGGUCGAAGAAGGGCCAGAGCAUUGGUCAGGUGACAGCCAGAGACGAGGACGAGGGAGUGGACGGGAUUGUUCUGUACUCCCUAGCUGACCCCUCGCCCUACUUCCAGGUCAAUGCAUCGACGGGCGUGGUUUUCCUGAAGAUGGACAGCCACGUCCAUCAUCUGAGCAGGUCCAAGAGGGAGGUCCGUGUGAUGAACCUUGACCUGAAGGCCCACAGCCCUCUGGAGACAUCCCGUGUGGCCACCGCUCGCCUCACCGUUGACGUAACACACACCUCCUUUGGCGUGGCAUCGGACAUGAACCUGCUGCUGGUCAGUGUGAUCGCUGUGUCCCUGGGAGCCAUCCUCAUCCUCAUCUUCAUCGCCAUGGCUCUGUUCUGUGUGAGACUGAGACGUCAGAGGAAGGAGCAGCAGAGUCGCUGCAGACCUCCAGCCUCUCCCGGCCACGGCACGAUGCUGCACAAACUAGAGGAGACUAAAGUCACUGGCACCGACCGGAGCGACCGCAUCUACCACCAGGCCUUACCAGGGUACACUUCUGACCAAACUGGGAGUGGUGUGGGAGGGCCAUACCCCCGCGGGGGCUCCCUGGACCCAUCCCACUCCAGCGGGCGUGGCUCGGCAGAGGCGGCAGAAGACGAUGAGAUCCGGAUGAUCAACGAGUACCCCCGUGUCUCCUCCAUCUCUUCGUCCAUGCAGGAACACAUCUCAGCCCGCGGGCCAGACUCUGGUAUCCAGCAGGACGCUGACCAGCUGUCUGACGUCUCCUGUGAGCCCAACAUGGACGCCAACCAGUGGUUCAAGGCCAAGAAGCUGGCCAGUCUCAGUGGGACUCUGCUGGCUGGCCAGGUGCCUGUCUACAGGGAGGAUGGUGGAGGUUAUCUGGGGGUAGGGAGGGGGCUGAACAUCUCCCACCCUAAAGACUAUGCCUUCCCAGUGGAUGGUAAACCCGCUGUGGACGGCUCCCUCACAGCCAUAGUGGCCAGUGACGAGGAGCUGAGGGGUAGUUAUAACUGGGACUACCUGCUGGACUGGUGCCCACAGUUCCAGCCAUUAGCAAGCGUCUUCACGGAGAUAGCGAGGUUAAAGGAUGAGACGGCCCCUCCUAACCCUCGCAGACCGCUCCAGCACAAAGCCAAGGUGGACCCCAAACCCCCUCGCAUUGACCCCCCGCCCCUAAUCACCUCCAUAGCCCACCCCGGGGCGAAGACAGUCCCGGUCAAGCCUGCCCCCGUUAAGCCCUCUGUGGGGAGGUCCUCCUUCCCCCAUCUGGCCUCCCUACGGAGGUCCCCCAUCAGUCACGAGGGCUCCCCCUCCUCAGUAGCCAUGUCCCCCAGCUUCUCCCCCUCCCUGUCCCCCCUGGCCGCCCGCUCCCCGGCCAUCACACCUUUCGGCGUCACCCAGGGCCCCUCAGCCUCCAUGAUCAGCACCACUGAACACAGCAUGGAGCACAGUGAAGAGGCCGAGAUGAGGAUAUAGAC
This is a messenger RNA of Oncorhynchus nerka (sockeye salmon), 8387 nucleotides long. RefSeq names its product protocadherin-16-like. The transcript has 27 exons. Gene Ontology annotation, molecular function: cadherin binding; calcium ion binding. The coding region runs from base 1 to 8385 and encodes 2794 amino acids. NCBI's taxonomy places the organism in Eukaryota, Metazoa, Chordata, Actinopteri, Salmoniformes, Salmonidae. The record is from RefSeq and is a predicted model, not a curated record. Gene Ontology annotation, cellular component: plasma membrane; catenin complex. Gene Ontology annotation, biological process: homophilic cell-cell adhesion.